AUGUCGUCGCCCUUAAUAUUUAUUCCUGGUGAUGAAGUACCAACAGACUAUCUUCCCUCCAAUGGCUCAGCGCCGCUACGAUUAGGCCCCGGCCUCCGACUUCUCUCACAAGCACACCCCGCGCCAGCGUCUACCUCAAAACAUGUUUUGACUGCGACACAAGCCGGUAUCCUCUCUACAGAUAACAAAAGAAACGCUGUCUCUAUACUAUCCUCCUCGAACCGCCGCUACAUCCCUACGCCUAACGAUCUCGUGAUUGCGCAAGUCCACCACUCCAGCGUGGACUAUUUCUAUUGCAUGAUUACGCCUCAGUCGCCGCAUGCGGUCCUUGGACAGCUGUCAUUCGAAGGCGCGACGAAAAAGACAAGACCGAUGCUCCGGGGCGGCGAUCUGGUGUACGCCCGAGUAUUAUCCACAGGCUUAGGCGCUGGUGCAGAAGUCGAGCUCACUUGCGUGAAUCCCGCGACCGGAAAAAGUGAACCAGGUGGACUCGGCCCAUUGAAUGGUGGGAUGGUGUUCGAUAUCUCUACAGGAAUGGCUGCUAGGUUGAUACGCGCGAGCUCAGCGUCGGCCGAGCAGCAGGGAGUUGCGGGCCUGGUAGUGUUGGACGAGCUGGGCAAGAAACUGGAGAAGGCCGGAGGAUUUGAGAUUGCAGUGGGAAGGAAUGGGAAAGUUUGGGUGGAUUGCUCGAAUAGUGCGGACCAUGCGGUGCGAGUAACUAUAGCAAUUGGGCGAUGCCUCACCACAAUCGAUGAGCACAACCUCAACCCGACGGAUCAAAGGAAGUUGGUGACAAGGGUAUUACGGGAAAUGAAAAUAGAGUCAUGA
Aspergillus calidoustus is the source of this 828-nucleotide messenger RNA. The record is from the annotation of a GenBank genome assembly. Lineage: Eukaryota; Fungi; Ascomycota; Eurotiomycetes; Eurotiales; Aspergillaceae.